AUGUUUCAAUGGUCAUGGUUUACAGCAGGCUUUACAGAUCCAGGUCGUGUUGAAGAUUCUCUCAAAAGAAAAGGCGUUUUAAAGCAAAUUAAACAAGGAGAUAUACCAUUUUGUUUACAAGCUUGCAAAAUAUGCCCACACUGCCAAAUUCCUGUUCCAGCUAGAUCAUAUCACUGUUCGAUGUGCGAAACUUGCGUUUUACGUCAAGACCAUCAUUGUGGAGUGAUUGGUUCAUGUGUUGGCGAUAGGAACUUCAAACCUUUCAUACUGUCAUUCUUUUAUUCAGGAAUUUUCGGAAUUUUUGUUGGAAUUUCAGGAACUUGGUCGAUUGUAGCAACAGGAAUAAAUGUAAUUACGUUGAUUGUAUCUAUAUACGGAUUUAUAUUAGGUUGCAUUCUAAUUGGCUUCGGAUCUAGCUUUGCUUAUCAAUCUUUUGAAACUUUCAGUCAUACUCACCAAAAAGCUUCGAUUACAUGGAAGAGAGGUGUGCAUUUGCUGCUUGAAACAUUUGGACCUACUUGGAAAGAAAGAUUAUUACCAAACUAUUUAUACGAGACAGAAUUUGCUUGGCCAGAUAUUGAAUGGACUGUAGGAACUCCCCUCCUUUAA
Messenger RNA from Trichomonas vaginalis G3, 609 nucleotides. Its product is annotated as cysteine S-palmitoyltransferase protein. Gene Ontology annotation, molecular function: protein-cysteine S-palmitoyltransferase activity. Gene Ontology annotation, cellular component: Golgi apparatus; endoplasmic reticulum. The record is from RefSeq and is a predicted model, not a curated record. The coding region runs from base 1 to 609 and encodes 202 amino acids. The transcript has a single exon. Lineage: Eukaryota; Parabasalia; Trichomonadida; Trichomonadidae. Gene Ontology annotation, biological process: peptidyl-L-cysteine S-palmitoylation; protein targeting to membrane.